AUAAAAAAAAAAAUUACUGAGAUGAAAUAGGUGUUUUGAUCUUGUUAUUUCAAUGGCCUGUGCUGUUGAUUUGGAGUUCAAAGAUGGUUCCGUCUGCUGCACUUUUCUUUGCAGACACUGAAAAGUGGCUCUUAUUUGACUGACUCUUACUGGACUGCAGCAGCUGAAACAGUCAGAUAUAUACCAAGUCCAGUUGCACUUGAUUCAACUCCUUUGGAUAACCAUGACCUGGAUGAAUGAGAACAUUCACAGACACGUCUCCUAUGAGGUUAUGCUCCUCUUCAUGUGUGUUCCUGUUGAUGAAGCGGUGGAGAGUUAAUACAUUUUACUCAGCGCCUGCUCAUAAGCCAUGGGGAAGCGGUAUUACUGUGAUUACUGUGACCGAUCCUUUCAGGACAAUAUGCAUAAUAGGAAAAAACAUCUGAACGGGGUUCAGCACCACAGAGCUAAAAAGGCCUGGUUUGAUCAUUUUAGAGAUUCUGCAGCAAUUUUUUACGAGGAGCAAGCUAAGAAACCCUGCAGGAAGUUUCUCCAGACAGGAAACUGUGGUUUUGGCCCCAACUGCAGGUUUUCUCACAUGUUAGAGGAAGACUUUGCAACUCUUAAACGGCAGAUGGAAGAUGAAAGACAACUCAGUGAGGACCCUGAAGACAGAGCUUCUGCAGAACGAAGCAUACAAGACUGGCUUGCUAUAAGGGAAAGGAAAAGAUUUGCCCUCACAAGUGAUGGAGUACUAAAAAAUAAAGAAGACAAUGAAGGAAACCAAACAGAAAAUGGUUUUCCUCAACAGUUCCUGUCCAUUCCUGAACUUCCUCCUUCACUUGUACCUCCUUCGCCAGGUGGAUGGAAAGUAAAACUAAACAAUGGAUGGGGCUAAAGGAUAUACGUAUACUACCCCACGCAUCCAAGGAGGGAGCCCCACAAACUACUAAAUUUCCCUAAAGGACUACAGUGGGGUUCAAAAGUUUGGGCACCCCUAGUCAAAAUGCCUUGUAUAGAAUCCAAGUGAACAGAAUCUAACUUGACCUCUAAAUGGUACAACAUUUCUUUGAAUUUUAAAGCGAGAUUUAUUUUGAUUUUGAUUUUUUUACAGUUUCAGUAUAAUAAAAAUAAGUGUCUUUAUUCAUGCUAAAUAAUCCAAGUGAGAAAGUUAAAGAAAGUUGAAUCAGUUCAUCUGGACAUGUUUAUUGUCUGAAAUGUUGUGUCCAGAUUCAGUUCAAUUCAAUUUUAUUUAUUUGUAUAGCCUAAUAUCACAAAUUACAAAUUUGUCUCAGUGGGCUUAACAUCAACACAACAUCCUGUCCUUAGACCAUCCUGUCCUCAGAUGAACUGAUUCAACUUUCUUUGAUAAUAAAGAAAAGAAAAGGGAAAAGUCCCUGUGCAAAAGUUUGGGACCCCUGUCAGCAAGUACUUUGUAGCUCCUCCUCUGGCAACUAUAACAGCUUUCUGUAGCCAGCUAAAAGUCUUUCGAUUCUUGCUUUUGGAAUUUUCCCCCAUUCUUCCUGGCAGCAAACCUCUUAGUUCAGAAAUAUCCUUCGGCUGAAAAUAAAAAGUAAUCUUGCUUUAAGAACUUCAGAAAGGUCUUAUGUUUGACUUUACCAUUUAGAGUUCGGGUUUGCUUUUGAUCACAUAGAAAUUAAUUGUAAUAGAUAUUUAAACCAGUGGUGCCCAAAUUUUUGCAUCCCACUGUAUUGCUAGUGAACAUAAUGUACAUGUCAUUUUAUCAAAAGUUCUCAUUUAUUCAUUUGAUAUCAUAAGUCACGGUAUUGAAUUUUUAUUGAAAUUGCUAAUAUGUAAACAUUAAAUACAUUAGAAGACACGUUUUUUUACCCAGAUUAUUAACAGAAGUUUUGAUGCCUUGAAGUCAUUUCAUUAUUUGUUUCCUUGUUUUUACUGUUGUUUUCCUUUAUAUAUAUAUAUAUAUAUAUAUUAUUUUGCAUAAUCUAUACAUUUUUAAAUAAAUUCCUCCAAUCUCAUUAUGACAGAACU
This is a messenger RNA of Lampris incognitus (smalleye Pacific opah), 1989 nucleotides long. Its product is annotated as zinc finger matrin-type protein 5-like. The transcript has 6 exons. Gene Ontology annotation, cellular component: U12-type spliceosomal complex. The record is from RefSeq and is a predicted model, not a curated record. Lineage: Eukaryota; Metazoa; Chordata; Actinopteri; Lampriformes; Lampridae. Gene Ontology annotation, molecular function: zinc ion binding. The coding region runs from base 350 to 877 and encodes 175 amino acids.